AUGUUGACUGAUAUGUUGACUAUGGCAGGAUACCCUGUACAUUCAAUGGUACUUCACACUGAAUUCUUUCGCAAGUCAGUCUCACCUUACCUGGGCUUUCAUCCCUCGGCAACUGAGGCUCCUCAUGUAUGGAGGAGCUUCAUGACAGAUGAUCACACACCCGUUGAGCUCAGUUGGUGUUGGUCUGCAGCAAAGGACAUUCCAAAAGUCAGGUAUUCAGUAGAACCAAUCAGCAGAUCAGCGGCCCAGGGCGCUGAUCUGGUGAAUGCCACUGCCAAUGUCCGACUACUUGGAGAAAGCCUGUCUAUCGCCCCGGAUAUGGACUUGUAUCUACAUAGACACUUCCGGAAUCUCUUAACCUCCCGCCACAUAACCCAACAGACUGAUGCGACAUUACAACCAGGGGUCCCACAGUCGCAGUGCUUUAUUGCCUUUGACUUACUCGAGAAGGGAAUGGUAGUCAAACAGUACUACCUACCUGGCCAAACAGCAACUCGGGAGGGUUCUUCAAACUGGGAUAUUAUAAAAGAUGCUACUCAAAAACUAUCUGGGCCUGCGGUUCCCUUACUGGCGUCAUUUGAUGUGCUCGUCAGCUUCAUUGAAUCUCUUUCUGCAGAGUCGCAGCCUACGGUGGAGAUACUGGCUAUCGACUGCCUAGAUCCUAUCAAAUCGCGAUUAAAAGUUUAUAUUCGAACCAUUGAUACUACAUUCCAUAGCGUGCUGAAUAUGCUGACUCUUGGGGGUAAGGCUCCGAAGUCUGAUGAAGAAGUGGAUUCUCUACGGGAACUUUGGAUCUCCGUAUUUGGGUUGAAUCCGGACAGCUUCGAUAUGUAUCAGCCACUCCUAUUCAAGGUGCAUAGAACUGGGGGUAUGCUUUAUUACUUUGAACUGAAAGCCAAUGAAGCCCUUCCCAAAUCCAAGGUCUACCUACCGGUACGCCAUUACGCGCAGAAUGAUGAUCAGAUCGCGAAGGGCCUCUCCAACUACCUGGAACAGAGAGGAAAGAAAUUAUCCGAAGGGUCAUACUAUCAUGCAGUCCAAAAGCUAUGCAACCACCGGAAUCUUGCUGAUGGGUUAGGAUUUCAUACCUACAUAUCAUGGGCGAGCGAUCAUAACCAAUGGAAUGUGACAGCCUACUUUAACCCGGAGAUCUAUGCUAGCUACCGAUCUGAGUAG
Messenger RNA from Trichoderma virens Gv29-8, 1176 nucleotides. RefSeq lists its product as uncharacterized. The transcript has 2 exons. Gene Ontology annotation, molecular function: transferase activity, transferring alkyl or aryl (other than methyl) groups. NCBI's taxonomy places the organism in Eukaryota, Fungi, Ascomycota, Sordariomycetes, Hypocreales, Hypocreaceae. Gene Ontology annotation, biological process: alkaloid metabolic process. Bases 1 to 1176 code for a protein of 391 amino acids. The record is from RefSeq and is a predicted model, not a curated record.